GUUGGAACUUCGGCUGGAUAGGAAGCCCAGAGAAAUUCUGCAGAUCGAGGUGCUUUCGCUUUCCUCCUCUACUUUUUCCUUCUGUAACUGCGUGUUUGCCCAUUUGCCGUCUCUUCUCUAUUUUCUCGGGAAAAUCCAGAAAGAAGAGGUUUCCAUCAGACAACUUCGAAGGAAAUAAGAGUCAGAGACGCGAAAAAUCUCUGGGGUAGACAUUACAGUGCAGAUCACACUUAACCAACAAUUGCUUUUUGAGAGCAGACAGGGUAUACUUAUGUUUGAAAUAUGUUUAGUUCGCUGAGGAAAAAGUUGAAGUAUUUCAAUUGACAAUCCAUCGACUUUUCCUGAGAGCGUUCCUGGGUUGGGGCAGGAAUCGAGUGAGAUCAUAUACAGUGAAGAGGAACUUCUAAACAAGAAGAGCUUGCUAGAAAUGGGGAAAGAUAGAGAAGUCAUUCCAACGAUCGAUUUGGAAGAGGUUCCUGAGAAAAUAUUGAACCUAAGAAUCCGAGAAGCUAGUGAGAGAUGGGGAUGUUUCAGGCUGAUGAACCAUGGCGUGCCUUCGGCUCUGAUGUCUGAGAUGAAGGAGACAGUGAGGAGUCUUUUCGACCGUCCAGAUGAUGUGAAGAGGCGAAACACAGAUGUGAUUCUGGGAAGUGGAUAUAAGGCUCCUAGCAAGAUCAAUCCUCUCUAUGAAGCAUUGGGUCUCUAUGACAUGGCCUCUUCUCGAGCUGUUAAUACCUUCUGUGACCAACUCGAAGCCUCUCCUGGACAAAGGGAGACUAUACUGAGCUAUGCUAGAGCUAUUGAUGGUCUUGCAAAGGAUUUAGCUCGGAGACUAGCAGAGAGUUACGGGCUGCAGAAUGAUUUUUUCUCGGGAUGGCCAAGUCAAUUUCGAAUUAACAAAUACCAUUUUAAACCAGACUCAGUGGGGAAACCCGGUGUUCAAUUGCACACGGAUUCCGGAUUCUUGACAAUCCUUCAAGAUGAUGAAGAUGUCGGCGGCCUAGAGGUGAUGGACAGUUCCUCCCAAGAGUUUGUUCCUGUAAAUCCUUUGCCGGGCACACUUCUUGUCAACCUCGGUGACAUGGCUUCGAUAUGGAGCAAUGGAAGGUUGUGCAAUGUGAAACAUAGAGUGCAAUGCAAAGAAGCAACUAUUAGGAUCUCUAUUGCAUCAUUCCUCUUGGGGCCAAUGGAUACAGCUCUGGAACCUCCAGCUGUGUUUGUGGACUCUGAACAUCCUCGUCUGUAUGUGCCUAUCAGCCAUGAAGGGCUUCGUAAGAUUAGAAUGACUAAGGGUCUGCAUGCCGGUGAAGCUUUUGAGCAUUUACGUGCAAACCAGGGAGAUGAUUGACCGGAAAACUGAUUGGGUUGUAUUAUUAUUGUAUUACGGCAUAAAAAAAACUGCAUAUAUGUUGUGAGCAGUUUCAAUGGCACGCAUAAGAAGGAAAAAUAAAACUCGUAUCUGUCACCA
This is a messenger RNA of Tarenaya hassleriana, 1468 nucleotides long. Its product is annotated as 2-oxoglutarate-dependent dioxygenase DAO. The transcript has 6 exons. Gene Ontology annotation, biological process: auxin catabolic process. NCBI's taxonomy places the organism in Eukaryota, Viridiplantae, Streptophyta, Magnoliopsida, Brassicales, Cleomaceae. Gene Ontology annotation, molecular function: indole-3-acetaldehyde oxidase activity; dioxygenase activity. The coding region runs from base 428 to 1348 and encodes 306 amino acids. The record is from RefSeq and is a predicted model, not a curated record.